Sesamum indicum (sesame) is the source of this 3917-nucleotide messenger RNA. It is a transcript of the gene MYB3R-4, whose product is annotated as myb domain protein 3r-4. Gene Ontology annotation, biological process: regulation of DNA-templated transcription. Lineage: Eukaryota; Viridiplantae; Streptophyta; Magnoliopsida; Lamiales; Pedaliaceae. The record is from RefSeq and is a predicted model, not a curated record. Gene Ontology annotation, molecular function: RNA polymerase II cis-regulatory region sequence-specific DNA binding; DNA-binding transcription factor activity, RNA polymerase II-specific. Gene Ontology annotation, cellular component: nucleus.
UAUUUUGAAUUCUUUGGACCGUUUCUUUUUUCUUUUUUAAUUUUUACUCUCGCUCCAACACACAAAUUCUCACUCAAACCCCUCUACUCACAUCCCCUCUGUACAAUUUCUGCGAGUUUCGGCGUGCCUUUGUAGAUCCUUUUAUUUUUUCCUGUUAUUGUUAAAUGUAUAGAUAUAUAUGAAUUUUUGUUUGGAUCUGCAAAUGCGCGUCAAAGCGAUCGGUCGGACUUCGAGUUUUCCUGUUGUUGGAUCGAAAUUCGUCAAGCUCGUUUUGUUUAUUGUCUUGAGAGAGAGUUUCAACUUUUAUGCGAGGGAGAGCAUUGUGCUUCCUUAAUCAAGAAAAAUUUAUGUCUUUGAUUUCAUCCUGGAUUCGGACAGUGCCUACCUCGUUAUAGGGUAGCAUAUAAUGAUUUGGGGAAGACAUCCUGGAGAAAAUUGCCAACGUGUUGGAAUUGGCGUAUGCAGAUCUUUGUCAAGUAAAUAUGGAAAGUGAUAGGACAAGUAACAAUACGCUAUCUGAUGGAGGCAGAAAUUUUCUACAUAGAGCUCGACCUUUACAUGGGAGGACUACUGGCCCAACACGGCGUUCCACAAAGGGACAGUGGACAGCAGAAGAGGAUGAGAUAUUACGAAUUGCUGUUCAACGCUUCAAAGGAAAAAACUGGAAAAAGAUAGCGGAAUGUUUCAAGGAUAGAACAGAUGUACAGUGCUUACAUAGGUGGCAGAAGGUUCUUAAUCCAGAACUUGUCAAAGGUCCAUGGUCGAAAGAGGAGGAUGAAAUAAUAAUUGAGUUGGUCAGUAAAUAUGGGCCCAAAAAGUGGUCUACCAUUGCACAGCAUCUUCCUGGACGUAUUGGGAAGCAGUGUCGAGAAAGGUGGCACAAUCAUCUUAAUCCCAACAUAAAUAAAGAAGCUUGGACACAAGAGGAGGAGUUGGCUUUAAUUCGCGCCCAUCAAAUUUAUGGAAACAAGUGGGCAGAGUUAACCAAAUUCUUGCCUGGGAGAACUGACAAUGCAAUAAAGAAUCAUUGGAAUAGUUCUGUCAAGAAGAAAUUGGACAUGUAUUUGGCUUCAGGAUUGCUUUCACAGUUCCAAGGUCCACCUCUUGUUAGCCGUCCAAAUCACUCAGCAGCUUCCUCUUCUUCAAGGGCACAACAAAGUGGCGAAGAUGAUAGUGUUUUUAAAGGGGGAGUAGAAGUGGAGGAAGCUUCUGAAUGCAGUCAAGGUUCAACAAUUGCCAACUUCUCUCAGCCUCUAAAUAAUGCAAUUGCACAUCCCAGAAGAGACUGCAGAGGGACUGAAGAAUCAGGGUCAAUUCCAUAUCCUGAGGAUUAUUGUCCUACAUUUCAAGAAGCCACAUAUGGUAUACCAGAAGUACCUUGUGAACUGGAUGACAAGUACCUUGAACAUGAUUUCCCACUAGAUUGGGGGACCUUUGCAGGGAAAGAUUGGCAACUAAAUGCGAAUGAGCUACCUGACAUGUCUUUGCUUGAUCUGGGGCAAGAGUCAUCCGGACUGGUCCUGCCAUCUGUGAGUGACAGGAACAAUCAUGAAGCAGUACCAUUUCCACAAGAAUCUUCUAUUCCUUUAGGUGCUUCUACUUCCGUGGAAAAAGUGGUGGGGGACACUAAUACCUCUAACCCCAUAGCUAAUUUAGACUACAGAAUGGUAUACCCUGAGGCUGACCUGGGCGUAUGUUGUCCCUCUGAAAAUGUUAUUAGCGACAUUGAUGGACUUACAGAUUCAUUGCUUCAUCGCUCUUCAAAUUUUCAGAUUCCUGAAGAUGAGACAUUUGCUUCACAAUCUUGUUAUAUGCCACCAGGCAAUUCAGUUAUUCAACCUCUCCCCCUCCUCCCUACACAACUUCCUCCAGCUGAUGCUUCGCUUAUGUUCAGUAUGAAUCCACAUCAGUAUAGUUAUCCUUCACAUGAGAAUGCAGGGCAGGAAUGUAUUCCACCAAGUACACAUGGUCGCUUUAUCUAUUCCAAGGAGUCUGAUUACUCUAAUGAGGCAAGAGAAGCGCCGAAACUAGUUCCAGCUAAUGAUUUUGUCUUGGCACCAUGUGAUGAUUCUCACUGUUCUUCUGAGGACAAAGAUAUCAAAUUUGAUGAACAGAAAGAGUCUGGAGCUUUGUUCUAUGAGCCGCCUCGUUUUCCAAGCUUGGAUAUACCGUUCUUCAGUUGUGAUCUUAUACAAUCUGGCAGUGAUUUGCAUCAAGAGUACAGUCCACUCGGCAUCCGCCAGCUGAUGAUAUCUUCCAUGACUCCAUUCAAACUGUGGGAUUCACCAUCUAGAGAUGAUAGCCCUGUUGCUGUUCUGAAAAGUGCAGCCAAAACUUUUACUAGCACACCAUCAAUUCUGAAGAAAAGACAGCGUGAUUUGGUGUCUCCUUUGUCAGAAAAGAGAUUUGAAAAGAAGCUUGAAGGUUUUUCAAAGCAAGAAUCAUUUUCCAAUCUGACCAAUGAUUUUUCCAGAUUGGAGGUUAUGUUUGAUGAAUGUAUGGAGAAGAAAGGACCACUGUUGUCAUUAUCUCCAAAUAAAAGAAACUCCGAACCUUCCUGUAAAGAAAAAGAAAACGCGCCACCUCCUUGUGGACAAGCAGAAAAUGAGGGCAAUGAGAACAUCAUCGUGCCAGAAAUCAAAAUAUCAAUAGAAGAGUUCAAUAGCAGUGAUUCUUUGAACAAGAUAACAGAACAAACUGCUGUUGCAGAUGUGAAAGCUAAGGGUGGAGGAAAUAAUGUCACCGAAAAGGCAAGAGAGUUUUCUGGAAUCCUUGUUGAACAUGAUAUGAAUGACUUGAUAUUCUUUUCUCCUGACCGUUUUGGAAGUAAGAAUGACAGAGCAAUUGGUCCGAGUCCUAGAGCUCUUGGAAAUCAGUAUUCUCGAAGACUAGAUGCUUUAUCAAAAAAUGGUGCAAUCUUAUCCUCUUCUGAGACUUCAUGUUUUUCUGUUAUUUGUUCUCCUCGUCUGUGUACAAAGAAGGAUGGAACUAAUUUGGUCAUAAGUACAUCUCUUCAGUCCUUGAGUCCUUCAGAUAAGAAAGCCGAAAGUUCUGGCACAGGUGUAGCUUCUGAAAACAAUAGCAUAUUUGUGGAGACACCAUUUAAGAGGAGCAUAGAAUCUCCUUUGGCUUGGAAGUCUCCUUGGUUUAUUAAUACUUUUGUUCCCGGACCCAGAAUCGAUACAGAUAUAACAAUCGAGGAUAUUGGCUACUUUCUGAGUCCCGGGGACAGAAGUUAUGAUGCCAUUGGUUUAAUGAAGCAAUUGGGAGAGCAGACUGCUGGUGCAUUUGCUGACGCCCAAGAGGUUCUCGGAGAUGAAACCCCUGAAACAAUUAUGAAGGGGCAAUGCUCCGUAAACCAUGAAGGAAGAAAGGAGAACAAUAACAGUCCGAACUCUCAGGCAGAAUAUCAUUCUGCUUUGGCUGCAAAUUUCAUGACAGAAAGACGCACCCUUGACUUUAGUGAAUGCGCAACGCCUGCGAAGGAAACUGGAAAGCCCUCAAACAGCAUUAGUUUCUCUAGCCCCUCUUCUUAUUUGUUGAAGGAAUGCAGGUAGAAGGCAGGCAUUCAUGCCAACAUCAUCCAACUGUAAUUUCUUGUAGUCUAUAUUUGUAUGAUAGUUACAUACAUGUGUGUCGUUAUAUUGUAUUAUUUUUCAUUUAUCUUGAUUUAAAUACAUCCCAAAUUUAACUAUAAAAGAACCAACCCAAGAGGGGGUAUGGAUUUUGUUAAAAACAACUAUUCAUUCUUGAGGUUGAUGUGUGUAUGGAUUUAAUUCAAUUACUUACUCUUUAGGCUGAUUGUUGCUCUAUUGUGUAUGUGGUAUGAGAUGACAAUAACUUAUCAAGAACACCUCAGCAAAAAUGAACCUGUGUUUGGAUCAGAAUGCAAUUACCUUACCUUUAACUCGUCUUGG